This is a messenger RNA of Chlamydomonas reinhardtii, 2523 nucleotides long. RefSeq lists its product as uncharacterized. Gene Ontology annotation, molecular function: hydrolase activity, hydrolyzing O-glycosyl compounds. The record is from RefSeq and is a predicted model, not a curated record. Gene Ontology annotation, biological process: carbohydrate metabolic process. Bases 266 to 2206 code for a protein of 646 amino acids. The transcript is spliced from 14 exons. Lineage: Eukaryota; Viridiplantae; Chlorophyta; Chlorophyceae; Chlamydomonadales; Chlamydomonadaceae.
AUGUAGCCCCAGUGUUAGGUAAGUAUCUGCACAACUCUUCAACUGUUGCGUCCUCGGUGCAAAGCUACUCUGGAUUGUCGCGCUUGUAGGCGCUUGUGCGCCAUGAGCACGCUCAUAUGCACCCUAUAGUCACAGGAAAUCAGGCAGCGAUACAUAGGGCGCAAAGAAAGUCAUGAGGGCCUCGAUCGUUUUGGGCAUCGUCCUUCUAUGCUCGUUUAGCGGCUUGUCGUGCGCCCUGAAGAAUGGGGUUGGCAAAACCCCUGCAAUGGGCUGGAACUCGUGGAACUACUUUCGGUGCAACAUAAACGAGACCAUCAUUCGGUCCGUUGCUGACGCCAUCGUGUCAUCGGGCCUGAUGGACGCGGGCUACGUAUACGUCAACAUAGAUGACUGCUGGAUGGAGAAGCGCGACAACGCCACGGGCCGCAUUGUACCGUUCGCGGACAAGUUCCCUUCCGGCAUGAAGGCUCUGGGUGACUACAUCCACAGCCUGGGCCUCAAGUUCGGCGUGUACUCGGACACGGGCAAGCACACGUGCGAGGGGUACCCGGGCAGCGCCGGUUACGAGGAGCAGGACGCGGCCACGUAUGCGGAGUGGGGCGUGGACUACCUCAAGUUUGACUACUGCGACAUGCAGGACACCAAGGAGAGCGUGCAGGCCACGUAUGAGCGCAUGCGCGACGCUCUGGCCGCCACCGGCCGCCCCAUCCUGUUCAGCCUGUGCUCGUGGGGCUCGGGGCAGCCCUGGCUGUGGGGCAAAGACGUGGGCAACUCCUGGCGCACCGGCAUCGACGUGUUCGCGGCCUGGGACGCGGCCCAGGCCAAGGCGCUCAAGCUGCCCAACUUCCUGCAGCCCAUCCUGGGCGCAGUGCGGCAGACGCAGGGUCUGGCUCCGUACGCGGGCCCGGGCGGCUUCAACGACCCCGACAUGCUGGUGGUGGGGCUGGACGGCAUGUACCCCUACGGCAUCGUGCAGGACUGCCCCGAGCACGUGCGCGGCUGCAAGCCCGGCAUGUACAUCAGCCGCGACCGCUGGGGCAAGGUGGGCGGGCUGACGCAGACGGAGCAGCGCACGCACUUCGCCUUCUGGUGCAUCAUGGCGGCGCCGCUCAUCCUGGGCAACGACCCGCGGGCCAUGAGCAAGGCCACGCUGGAGAUCCUGCUGGCGCGCGAGGUGCUAGCGGUGAACCAGGACCCGCUGGGUCUGCAGGGCCGGCCGGUGUGGACGCAGGAGCUGGACGGCGCCAGUGCGGGCAAGAGCCUGGAGAUCUGGACCAAGCCGCUGGCGGACGGGCGCACUGCCAUGCUGCUGGUCAACCUGGGCGAGGCCACUGUCGACAUCACCACUGUGUUCAGCCGCGACAUGCCUGAGGAGCACAAGCAGUGGGGGCGCGAGGUGCCCAACCGCGACCCCGUGUGCAUGGACAAGCACGCCUCCUGCAAGGAGUGGGCGGACGCGGGCGAGUGCAAGCGCAACGAGGGCUUCAUGCUGGACACCUGCCCCUACUCCUGCCCCGACGGCUGCCCGCACCCGCUGGACCCGCCCGGGCCCAAGGCCACAGCGCUGGUCCGUGACAUCUGGCUGGAGGAGGACGUGGGGCUGUUCACGGCGCGCUUCACGGCGGCCAAGGUGGAGCCGCACGAGGCGCGCUUCGUCACCCUCAAGUGGCUGGAGCCCGCUGAGGCCGACAAGCUGGCCGCAGCCGGCGCCCUGGACUUCGGGCCCCGCGCCUUCGCCAACUCGCUGCGUGCCGCCGCCAGCGCCCUCAAGCUGGGCGUGGCGCCGGCGCUGGAGGGGGACGAGGGGCAGGAGGGCGCGGCGAAGCAGGCGGGGGCGGGCAGUGGCAGGGGCAAGGGCAGCACGCAGCAGUUCGUGCGGGCCAAGGAGCUGGAGACGGAGGUGCAGCGGCUGCACAACGAGCUCAAGAAGCGGGACCGCGAGCUUGCCAAGCUCAAGAAGGAGGCGGACGAGGUGCUGUGCACCCGCGAGGGCGCUGCCGCCAGCGGAGGCGCGGCGGAGGAGCGCCGCUCCGCACUGGCGGCAGGCGGCAGGGGCGUGGUGGUGCAGGCGGGCUCGGGCGUGUGGCUGGCCGCCACAGAGAGCAAGAUCAGCUUGGCGCUGAACGUAGCCAUGGCGGUGAUACUGGUGCUGGUGGUGCUGCAGCCGCGGCGACGAAUGGGCAAGAGCAGCCGGGAAGUGCAGUAGAGAGUGGAGUUGAGUUGAGCAAGGAGUUGAGCAGGAGAUGUGAGGAUUGUGCGCAUGUUGUUUAAUAUUGCGGGUGUUACAAGAGAGGGCAACUUUCAAGGAGUACAGGACGAGAUUGGCCAGCCGUGGAGAAGAGACCCAAGGGGCCGGGGAACUGCUGGCGUAGAGACACGAGAGGGCUGGGAAAGUGCCACCGCCCUCGUGCAGUCGUGCGGCUGCCUUUGUUUGGGCGCAGCUCAUGCAGCUGUAUCGGCCAAAGCAGUCACACGACCGGCUAUAAAACAUAUAAUUCACCGGCGUGUAUCACUCUCUACAAA